Messenger RNA from Didymodactylos carnosus, 1092 nucleotides. Lineage: Eukaryota; Metazoa; Rotifera; Eurotatoria; Philodinida; Philodinidae. The record is from the annotation of a GenBank genome assembly.
AUGUCAUUGCCAGAUAUUUUAUUAUUAGAACCCUUUUACAGUGGCUCACACCGUCAAUUAAUCGAUUUACUAACGUCCUAUUUUUCUACUCGUUGUACUCUAAUUACACUAGAUGAUGGCUCUUCCAAGUGGCCAUGGCGUGCACGAUGUUCCGCUCUUCAAUUCUGUUCUCUUAUCCCUCAUGAUCAUUCGUAUCGUUAUUUAUUUUGUUCCUCAGUAUUAAACUUAUGCGAAUUGCUCUCAUUAAGACAAGAUUUAUUAAAAUGUCGAAAACAUGUGUAUUUUCAUGAGAAUCAGCUUUGUUAUCCAAGACAAACCAUCAAAAAAGAACGUGAUUUUCAAUUUGGAUAUAAUGAAAUUUUGACUGCUCUUGUUGCAGACAACAUUCUUUUUAACUCAAAAUAUAACCAACAAACAUUUCUCGAAAAUAUUCCAUCUUUUCUAAACACCAUACCAACAAAACCUAAACUCCCAUUUCAAUCGAUUCAGCAACAAAUUGAUGACAAAUCAUUGAUUCUCUACUUUCCAUUACAGUUUGAUGAUGAACCAUCGACUGGUAAUCUCUCAAACAAUGAUUCUCGUCCAUUAACCAUCGUUUGGCCUCAUCGUUGGGAACAUGAUAAAGAUCCGGAGAGAUUUUUUCAUGUUUUAUACGAACUCCAUGAUCAACACUUCGAGUUUAAAUUAAUUAUACUUGGUCAAUGUUUUGGAGAACAACCAUCGAUUUUUGAUGAAGCAAAAGACAAAUUAAAAGAGCAUCUCAUACAUUGGGGUUAUGCUGAAUCACGUCAAGACUAUUUUCAAUUGUUAAAACAAAGUGAUGUGGCUGUAUCGACUGCUCAACAUGAAUUUUUUGGUGUCUCAAUGUUAGAAGCAUGUCAUUCAGGAUGUAUUCCUCUAUGUCCAAAUAAAUUAGCCUAUAACGAAUUGUAUCCACAAGAAUUUCUUUACAAUACAACAUUACAAUUGGUAAAACAAUUAAAAUUCUAUUGUAAAUAUCCGAAAAAUGUUCGAGAAAAUGUGAAGAAAAUGAUUGUUGAACCAUUUUUAUGGAAAAAUUUGAGAGAAAAAUAUGAGAAAUUAUUUUCAUAA